AUGCGAGACGACGUUUCGCGCGUUGUUUUUGGAAAACCUGCUGGAUUAGCAACCUUUCCUGCCUUACCGACCUCCUUCCCCUACUCCGCUUCCAUCGCCACCAACAGAAUGAGUGACAAACAGUCGUUGCUCGAAUUAGAAAGGGAAGCGAAUGGAUUACGACGGGUCGCUUUCUUCGGUGUUGCCAUCUCGACAACGGCCACAUUGGUAUGUAUCAUCUCGGUACCGAUGUUAUAUAAUUAUAUGCAACACAUGCACACUAUCAUGCAAAGCGAAGUCAAUUUCUGCAAAUUACGUACUGGAAACAUUUGGAAAGAAGUCACUCGAACACAGGUGCUUGCUCAAUUUCACCCUUCAUCUCGAGGAACUCGACAAGCUGGCUAUGGCUAUCAUCCAUCCAUGGCUGUGGAGUCAGCACCAAUAGGAGUGUGUUGUGGAUGCGGUGUAAGCCCUCAGGGACCGCCUGGACUUCCUGGACCUAAUGGAAUGGAUGGUGAAGAUGGACCACCAGGACCACCUGGAAAAGACGGUCCAGAUGCUCCUCCUCCAGCACCGCAAAAGGAACCAGAAUGGUGCUUCGAUUGUCCCGAUGCACCUGCUGGUCCCGCAGGUAAACCCGGUCCAAAGGGCCCGCGUGGUGAA
Molecule: messenger RNA, 642 nt
Organism: Cylicostephanus goldi
Lineage: Eukaryota; Metazoa; Nematoda; Chromadorea; Rhabditida; Strongylidae
Source: the annotation of a GenBank genome assembly